GGCACAAAUCGGAAGCCCAAACAGUCCCUAACUUCAUCGCGAACCCCUUGCCUUCUUCCCCAAACACGCCUCCGCGACUCGACCCCCCCCCCCCCCCUUCUCCUCUUGAUUCGAGCGAUCGACCCCGCUCUCGCCGGAGUGCUCCACCGCCAGCGUCCACCCCAACCACUCCCGCUCGCGCGGCGCCGAUGGAGUACGACUUCCGGGGCCGAUUGGGCUCGGGCUCCUACGGCGCGCCUCCCGGGGCCGUAUCCACCGGAUCGUCGCUCUACCCGCACGUCGGGCAGCCCUCCCACGGCGGUGGGGGUUCCACCGCGUCACUGCGGGCCGCGCCCUACCACCACUCGUCCUCAGCAUCCGGGUCCUCGGCUCCCAUAGUUACGCCGCUUGCUCCCACCCCGUCGUCCUCGUCGAAAGUGGGCAUACAAGUUGCGAUAAAGCCUGACUACCGCAUUACCCCUCCUCCUCAAAUGGCACCACAUAUGGUAGAAAUUCCUCAUAGCAUCUUCAACUUCGACUUUGAGUAUGAGAGAAAGAUUCUUGCUGAGGCAGAGGAGAACCCCAACUGGAACAAGUUUGUGGUAGAAAGACAGGCACCACAAACAGUGCCACAGCAGGCUAGACCAGCAUCUUCAGGGGAUCCAGUUGUGGACAAGUAUGUUGCGAUGGGGCUUGGACGUGAAGCUGUCUCAUUUGCUGUGUUGAAUUAUGGAGAUAAUCCAGUGAAGGUGAAAGAGUUCGUGAAAUCCUACAAUAUUCUCCACGAGAUGGGCUUCACGUCCGCAAACGUUCCCGAGCUGCUGGCGAUUCAAGACAACGAUCCUGACAAAGUCAUCCAGCGCUUGCUUUCCUCGCCAUCCUGAUCCCGGAACAAGACGCCUUUCAUAUGUAUACCCCCAUGUACAGCCUCACCCUAUGCUGGCAACCAUCAUGCAUGUCACAUGUAAUGGAGUUCCGAGUGUUCGUACUUCUAUUUACGUGUUAUCUGGUAGUCAAGUAGCGUGAACUGACAUGAUUGUAUGGUUGUAUCGAAAUCUCUUGUCAGCAGUUGUUGUAUGGUAGUACACAUCAUGCAGUUGUUGUAUGUGCUUCUGAUCAGAAAUUGCCACGAACUUGUCUC
Messenger RNA from Phragmites australis (common reed), 1120 nucleotides. RefSeq lists its product as uncharacterized. The transcript is spliced from 5 exons. Gene Ontology annotation, molecular function: ubiquitin binding. Gene Ontology annotation, biological process: ubiquitin-dependent protein catabolic process via the multivesicular body sorting pathway. NCBI's taxonomy places the organism in Eukaryota, Viridiplantae, Streptophyta, Magnoliopsida, Poales, Poaceae. The coding region runs from base 189 to 863 and encodes 224 amino acids. The record is from RefSeq and is a predicted model, not a curated record. Gene Ontology annotation, cellular component: ESCRT I complex.